Messenger RNA from Diaporthe batatas, 2156 nucleotides. Its product is annotated as GPI-anchor transamidase GPI17. Lineage: Eukaryota; Fungi; Ascomycota; Sordariomycetes; Diaporthales; Diaporthaceae. Gene Ontology annotation, cellular component: GPI-anchor transamidase complex. Gene Ontology annotation, biological process: attachment of GPI anchor to protein. The coding region runs from base 208 to 1905 and encodes 565 amino acids. The transcript is spliced from 2 exons. The record is from RefSeq and is a predicted model, not a curated record.
ACCUAGGUACCUAGGUACCUAGGUAGUCAUGUCGGGACGAGCUCUCUAGCGGACCCUGACCCUGACCCUGACCCUGACCCUGACCCGACCGUCACCGUGCCGCAGCCACCUCUGGCUCGAGCCCACCUCGUCGCCCCCUUUGGCAAGGCAGCACCGCGUCCCCUACGCCGGCCAGGACGACGACGGUAAGAUGUAGCCUGCGCCGCCAUGUCUGCCACAGAUGAACAUGACGACACCAUGGCUGCCUCACAUCAACCCUCCACGGCAAGCACAUCAAUCGCGCCGCCUGCUUCCGUGGCUGCCAGCGCCAGCUCCCGGCGCAGGGAGCCUCCUCCUGAGCGGCCCUCAGACUCCCGCCGGCGUUCUCUGGUCAUCCUGUCCUUCUGGGUGGUGGUCCUCUGUCUGGGGCUGCCAGUAUGGUGGCAGACAACCACCAUCCCACGUGCCCGGCUGCCCCUGGACGAGAUGAUGGAUUGGGCUGCUGGCAAGGCCUGCCGCCCCGUCUUUCCCCUUCGCAUCUCCAUCCAGGCGAGCCAGCUGCAGGAACAGGAGGCCCAGAACUUGCUGCGCCUGACCCAGCACGCUCUGGACGACCUGAACGACUUCCCCGGCCACCACCUGCGGCUGCAGCUAGACCCCCGCGCCGGCGGUCUCAAUGGCUCUGCACGUCUUGAAGAGGCUGCUCUUGUCAUACGCCUUCAGCCCGGCGAGACGACAACCGCCUCGCUCCACCCCUACCAGCCCAUACUCGACGUCACCUACUCGCCCAACUCCAUCCCCUCUCCGAGCUCGUCCUCAUCGUCCCUGGCAGCCUACGUGGCCAGCGAGUUGCGGUCCACCUUUGCCGAGGAACAGACCAUCAUAUCAUACCUGCUAUCCACCUCGUCGGCCGCUCCCGAGCAUAAGCCCCAGCAGGGGCUGGGCCCCGACGCCGCCAGCACAAUCGCGAAACGCACAACCCGCUCUCUCAGGUACUCACCUACCUACCACCUCACGCUCUCACUCUUCACCGAUGGGCCCGCGCCCAGUAGCUGGGACAUUGAAUCCGCCAUCGACGAGUACAUGAAGCCGGUCUUGGAUGUCCUGGGGCCCAUCCACAACUUCACCAUUGACACACAGGUCCAGCUCUACGCCGCCCCCGGUGUCCAGUCUCCGGUCCUGAGCAAGGACGACCUCUCCUCCUUUAUCAAUGCCGCCGAGUGGCCGUUGUCCCCUUCGAUCGGCGGUGCUCCCACCGUGAAUUUUAUCGUCUUCGCGGGGAACCAAACUAUUGGCCUGCCCCCGCCGCACAAGGAUACGCACGCGCCUGGGACUGACGCGUCCGAGACCUCUCGCUCCUGGCUCAUCCCCCAAUGGGGAACCGUCUACCUCCUCCAUGUGAACCGCGACAAGACUCACAUUGCGGUAGAGGACCUCAAACAGCCGCUCCUGACAUUUACUACUCACCUGCUCUCUCUCCUCGGCACCCCGGCCUCCGGAUCCAUGCCACUGCGUCUCUCCACCCUCUCCCGCAUCCGCUCUGCAGACCUCCUGCUCCGCGCCUCUAGUACUCUGGGCUCGCUCGCCCGCCUGUCCCUCGCACUCCCGUCCAUGUCGAUUCCGCAGUCUGUAGCCGACGGUGUCAGCACCACGAUUUUGCAUCUCCGGCUGGCUUGUGAGAGCCUGGGUGCCCAUGAAGGGCUCCUCCACGCGCAGGUCGCAGAAGCCGCGGCUGAGAAGGCCUUCUUCGAGAAGAGCAUGGUUGGCCAGCUGUACUUUCCAGACGAACACAAGAUCGCAGUGUAUCUGCCACUCCUAGGCCCGGUGGGUGUGCCGCUGGUUAUGGGUCUGCUGAACGAGCUGGCUGCUUGGAAAAGGAGGAGGCGGCAGAAGAUCGAGAGCGGAAAGAGUAAGAAAGAUGUAUGAGGUUCAUCAAGUUAAGAUUAUCGAUGAUCGACUUUGGUCGAGCUCUUGUUAAUUCAAUGCUUGAUAAUUUUGCGCUUCCAUAAAUUGUGGAGGCCGACACACGGAGCUUGACAAUAGUGUUUUCUGAUCGCUCUCCGUUCGGCUUGUUGCCGACCCCAUGUGGAGCUCAGCCAUGGACACCUAUCAUUAUUUUACCAGUAGUAUCAUCAUUAUAUGUUUUCAAAAUACUAGGUCACCACUGUAUGAAAGCG